Molecule: messenger RNA, 1408 nt
Organism: Aedes albopictus (Asian tiger mosquito)
Lineage: Eukaryota; Metazoa; Arthropoda; Insecta; Diptera; Culicidae
Gene: BI-1
Product: bax inhibitor 1
Exons: 3
Coding region: 210-932 (240 amino acids)
Biological process (GO): negative regulation of apoptotic signaling pathway; negative regulation of endoribonuclease activity; negative regulation of RNA splicing
Cellular component (GO): mitochondrial membrane
Molecular function (GO): enzyme binding
Source: RefSeq, a predicted model, not a curated record
ACAUCAGUCUGUCGGAAAAAUCUGAAAAGGAAGGAUCGCUAUUUUUUGUGCAGCAAGUGAAAAUUUUCUCUUGAACGGGAGUGUCAAAUCCAAUAGUCAAGUUGAAAAAAGUGGUAAUUGUCGCAAGAAUCGUACUAAUUUCCUAGUAGAAGUCGAAGUGAAAUUUGAUUUCCCAAUUCAAAAGACAAUUCAAGCAAAACCCAAACACAAUGGCCACGUCAUUCACAAAUUUUUCCUACGAGCGGUUCAUGCGGAACAUGGGUCAAAAUCUUGAGCCCAGCGUACGGUACCAUCUGUCGAAGGUUUAUGCCUGUCUCACUGCCACAUGCGCCGCGGCCACAGUUGGAUCGAUCAUACAUCUCCAAGGAAUCUGGCAAGCCGGUCUAUUAAGUGCACUCAUCUCACUGGGUCUUGUGCUGGGAUUGGUCUUCACACCGGACAAUGGCAAAAACUUCAAUCUGCGUUUGGGAUUGUUGCUUGGGUUCGGUGCAUUCAGUGGUCACUCUCUGGGACUAUUGCUGGAACAGGUUAUCUUCAUCAAUCCAGCCAUCGUUGUGACGGCCCUCGUGGGAACGACUACCAUAUUCACAUGCCUGAGUGCCGCUGCAGUGUUGGCGAAACGCGGUAGUUAUCUGUUCCUUGGAGGUAUUCUGAUGAGCACACUCAGUGCCAUGUUCCUCAUCAGCCUGGGAAAUUUGCUGUUCCGAUCGUACUUUGUACACGAGCUCAACUUGUAUCUUGGCUUGGCGGUGAUGUCCGGCUUCGUUCUAUUCGACACCCAAAUGAUCAUGGAGAAGCACCGCAUGGGCAGCAACGAUUGCAUCGCCCACUCAUUGGACCUGUUCUACGAUGUCAUCAGCAUCUUCCGCCGCCUGUUGAUUAUCCUUACACAGAAGGAGCAGAACAAUGAGCGCAAGAAGAAGAAGAACUAAGCUCAAGUGUGACUGAUCAGAACACUGCUUAAAAUUAAAAACAUUUGUAUGUACGGUGUUAGUGGGGCACAGUAACUACAAAACAGUUGCGUCUAUUUGAUAUAUCUACAUUUGCAAUCAUUAUUAUUCAUGAGCCAGUUCAAAAGAGAUCCACAUAUUCUUCGGAUAUGGCUGUUGAUGUUGAAGUCAGAAAUUUUGGAGAAUUCAUAUGAUUCUAUAUGUGACGACAAGCAACGUUCUAAAUACUAGAAAAUAAACCAUGUUUUACUACACUAUUACAUGUAGUUGUUCAUCACUUCAUAACAAGUCAGUCAUGAACUUUCGGAUAAUAACUUAUCGAUAUAAAUAUAAACCGUUCAAUGCAACGCAUCGUCGUGUUUAUAUAUUGAUGGUAACAUUUAUUUAAAACAAAUCAUUGUAGGGAGUAAACUUGUGUGUCAAUAUGGUUUAAUAAAAAAUAAAAUAUUUAUGGAAUA